Messenger RNA from Pocillopora verrucosa, 2253 nucleotides. Lineage: Eukaryota; Metazoa; Cnidaria; Anthozoa; Scleractinia; Pocilloporidae. The record is from RefSeq and is a predicted model, not a curated record.
AUGGAGUCGAGCACGUCUGAUGUUUCUGAUGAAGAGUGGGCUAGGGAGCGGGAAGCCCGUAAGAAGAGGUAUGAAGUCUUUGAAGAUUCCGCUUUUCGUACGCUGGAGCUAGUCCGUGGCUCUCAAUAUUUCUCUGCAACAACCCCAACAGUUUGGAUACAAGGAGAUAACUGGCCAUCGUUUAGUGAAAUUGUCACAAGAUAUCCUCUGUGUGGUGCUUCUAAACUGCACGUGUUUGUGGAUUGUUUCGAAGGCAAAUCAUAUUUGACCUAUGGAUUGAUAUCUCCGCAAAACAGGAAACUUCAGGUGUUGGGUGUUCAGAAUGGAGAACAUCUUCGACUGACUGGAAAAUUGUGGGGAUGGAGCAGCCAACGGAAAAAAUUCUUUAAGAAAACAUUCGACUCUAAGACAAGUUUUGCUGCUUCUUCGCAAUUAACACAUUUCUACAACAGAGACAUCAGAAACGGAAGUGUCUUGAGUAUUUACCGUGACUUAAAGAGCAACCGCAUCCACUUUGAUAUCAAUGGAGAGGAAGGAUGGGUCAAUUUUAGCCAAAAUGAACCAGACUUCUGGUAUGGUUACAUUCGCUUGAGUUCCACCGGUAGCGGAAGUAAAAUUCAACUCACACUGGUUCCGGAGAAAGAUCAAGCGCUUUUUGGGGUUGUCCCGGACUCCCGCCAGGGAUCAGCGGAAAUAUCUUGGCUGAGCCACCACUACGUGAUGCACACAUCUCAUCCGCGUGGAAUUUGCCUUCUGAUAAACAACGUCCCAAAAUUAGUGGUGGUAGAAGAGAAGCUCAAGAACCUGUUCAAGUUCCUUUCCUUUGACGUGGUAAUUAAAAGACGUCUUCAAAGGGACGAGGUCUAUAAUUUAGCCAAGAAAUUUGCAAAGAAAAAUCAUACUCACUUUGACACAUUUGUUGUUAUUUUCCUGUCUGUUUCUGACCAGUGCAAUAAAAUAUCUUGUGCUGAUGGUAGAAACGCGAGCCUUGAGGAUUUUAUGGAGGAGUUCACAGCAUCAAGGUGUCCCUCCCUCCGGGGUAAACCCAAGUUAUUUUUUGUUCAGCGUUUUAGAGGGACAUCUUCUACGGUCAACGAUGAGUGCUCAAUCUUCGCAAGCGGAAGCUCUGCAGAAAAGGAUGCCGUGUGGUUGCCUUACAUUCCUACCGGUGAGGAAGACAGCUGCCCCGAAGAAGCCGACUUUCUGGUCGUGUCUGUGACUUCUACAUAUCCAGCUGAUCAACCCAACAGACAACCAGAGUCUUUGUUUAUCCAGAUCUUGGACCAGGUCAUAAGAUGUUCCUGUCAAAUGUAUCAUCUGCUUGACAUGUUGACGAUGGUAAACAAACAGAUGAUGGAUAAACGGAAUGACCUACCAAACAUUAGAAUUCCAUAUCGGACCCACACAAUGAGAGAAAGAGUGUGUUUAGGUUCAACACCGCCCUCAGCCCUCAUCACUUCCGCUGUGGCCCAGCAGGCUAGCUAUGAAAUGAACAAGAAUCCUCGAGGAUUGUGCGUCAUCGUGAAUAACGUCGACUUCCAGAACAAGGACCUGAAUCGACCAGGAGCCGACAAAGACGAACGUAGCCUCCAACUUCUAUUCAAGACGCUUCUCUUUGAAGUGAUUAUCCGGAGAGAUUUGACGAAACACGAGUUGGAGAAAGUGGCACAGGAUUUUGGAGAAGCAAAUCACGAAGCGUAUAACGCGUUUGUAUUCAUCGUCAUGUCGCAUGGAGGAGAUCGCGAUUGCAUCUUGGGAGUCGACGGGAGGGAGACAACCGUGAAGAAUUUGAUGUCCGAGUUCCGUGAGAACAAGUGUCCGUCACUUAAGCAUAAACCCAAAGUAUUCAUCAUCCAAACUUGCAGAGGAUAUCAAAGAGACGCUGAUAAUUCAAUGCCCUCAUCUGCUAAUGAUAUCAGUUUACAGGUGGUUACAACGUCGUCACGGGAACAGAAAAGCUCCCAGCCAUGUGGUACUGCAUUCUGUACUGACUCCACCCUCCCACGGAGCGUGUUUCCACCGGAAGCUGACUUUGUCUUGGCCUUCGCCACCGCGCCCGGUUACGUAUCAUAUCGAGAUCCGCUUCAUGGCGCCCGGUUCAUACGGGAUUUAGUCGAAGUGAUCAACAAACAUCAUCGUCGUCAUCACUUCCUUGAGAUCUUGACGGAAGUCACUAGACUGGUAGUGGAGCGUGUUAACUCUGUCCAGGUUCCCGCCCCUAUGGAUACCUUGACUAAAUUUCUGUACUUGUGA